AUGGCCCGCGUCUUCCUGCCUCCUCCGUCGUGGUUGCUCACUGCGGAAUAUGCGCCUCUCCGAUCGGAUACCGACGACUCCGCGACAUCCAUCUUCUUCAGCCUCAAUCUCUCAAUUUACAAUCAGCCAGUUGUCGCCUCCGAAUGGACCGAAGAGUGGUUUUUCAUGAAUGGCCGCGUCCAUCCCUACGCCCUUGCGUGGGAGGUCGAGCAACGAGACGGUCUUGAGUCUGGCGCCGGAGGCAUCCUUCUCUACACUAUGCCCGCCCUUAUCAUCCGCGACCAAGGCUACCAGCCCGUUCUUCCUAGGCUCUUUGCCUCCAUGGACAGCUUCCCCGACCUUCUGCCAGGUCUGGACGCCACCCAGCUGAGGUGCUGCGGCUUCCUCCAGCUUUCGACCUAUAUCACUCCCGGAUCCCGGACAAGAUCCUCUCAGGGCUUCCACCCGUUUCAGGUCUUCGUCAUCUUCCCCAUCCGCGCCAACCCGUGGGCCAUCCUUUGCAAGAAGAUGGCCGAGAGGCGGGACUCUCAAUUUCAGACCAAUAUCUCCUUCACCUGCACGGGCAAGGUCGCUGGCCUCCUCGAUCACCGCGUCAUGGUCCACCAGCCGAGCUCCGACAGAGACUACGUCUUCAUCGUCGUCCCGGAUUCUUGGACUUUUCUCGACAAGGCCGCCACCACCGCAGCCGCGUCGGCCUUAGCCCUCACAUCGCCACCGAAGCGGCAACCGUCCUCCGCUUCGGCGGCCUUCCAGGAUGCCCGCGCUGCCUCUUUCUCUGUCGCUACACCUGGCGCCCUCCCGCCGAGUCCUCCGCCUUCGGCUUCGACUUCGGCUUCGGCCGAUCCCGUUACACCGCUGCAGAAGCGUCCUUGUCCCGAGCCCGCCGACACGCCAACGAAGAAACCGCGCCUGUUGCAGUUGACCUCAAAACCUUCCUCAUCGGCCGCCACUGGAAGCUCUGCCACUCAAUCGUUCUCGCUUUCCGCUGCCUCUUCUUCCUUCGAGCCGGAGACGAUGAGACAGAGUCCUGCCUCGGGAACCGUCUUGGGACCCGCCAUUGAUUCGAUCGUUGCCUACACGUCAGACUCAUCGGCCCGGCCGCUCAGAAACCGCCACCCAGGCAAAGGACAACGGAAACAGAGUAACUGCUUGAUAUAA
Molecule: messenger RNA, 1158 nt
Organism: Hirsutella rhossiliensis
Lineage: Eukaryota; Fungi; Ascomycota; Sordariomycetes; Hypocreales; Ophiocordycipitaceae
Exons: 3
Coding region: 1-1158 (385 amino acids)
Source: RefSeq, a predicted model, not a curated record